Messenger RNA from Eutrema salsugineum, 1522 nucleotides. Its product is annotated as heavy metal-associated isoprenylated plant protein 9. Gene Ontology annotation, molecular function: metal ion binding. Bases 365 to 1312 code for a protein of 315 amino acids. The transcript has 4 exons. The record is from RefSeq and is a predicted model, not a curated record. Lineage: Eukaryota; Viridiplantae; Streptophyta; Magnoliopsida; Brassicales; Brassicaceae.
UUAAGAAAAUGGUAAUUAAAAAAAAACGAAAAUAAGUUGUUUGUAAAAAACUUUUAAAACAUAAUUGAUGGUGAGAAUAAAUCUAUAUAUAAGGUACAAGGGUGAAGGGGUGUGUCUCUACAUAUGUUGGAUGAUUAAUUCUCAGCCAUGUGCUAUGGAAUCAACCUCUUAUGCUUUAUGUUCUGUUAGCUCCUACCUUAUACUAUAACUUUAAUUAUUCAUCAAUAAUUCAAUUCCCUCCUUCGUCUUUUUAUAUUUGAGUGUUUCGUAUAAAUACUCUCCCUCUUCACACUAAUCCUUCAUAACAUCUCUCUCUUCUUCGUUUCAUGCAUUUAUAAUCUUCCUAUAACCACUGAUUCUAAACAUGGGAGAAGAAGUGAAACCAGAAGCAAAGGAAGUAGCCUCCGUACCAGAAGCCGUCCCAGAGCCUGCCUCGGCGGAGAAGAAUCAGAAGAAUGAUGACGUGGCGGAGGAGAAGAAAGGGGCGUCUGAGGAGGAGAAACCAACAGUGGAGGAGGAGCCGCCGCCACCGCCUCCGCCAUUCAUACUCUACGUCGACUUGCAUUGUGUAGGGUGUGCUAAGAAGAUUGAAAGAUCUAUUCUAAAAAUUAGAGGUGUGGAAGAAGUGGCGAUGGACAUGAGUGAGAACCAAGUGACGAUAAAGGGAGUGUUGGAUCCACAAGCAGUGUGCAACAAAAUCAAGAAGAAGACUAAAAGAAUGGCAAAAGUCCUCUCGCCGCUUCCGGCCGCCGAGGGAGAGCCUCUGCCGCCGAUCAUAACCUCUCAGGUCUCCGGCCUCAUGACCACUGUUGAGCUCGACGUAAACAUGCACUGCCAAGCUUGUGCUGACCAGCUUAAGAAGAAGAUUCUCAAAAUGAGAGGGGUCCAAACAACUGUGACGGAAUACACCACCGGAAAAGUAAUAGUGACGGGGACGAUGGACGAAGAGAAACUGGUGGAUUACGUCUACCGUCGAACCAAAAAGCAGGCCCGAAUCGUACCCCAACCCGACCCGGAACCUGAAAAACCGGCGGCGGAGGAAGAGAAGAAGGAGGAGAACGGUGAACCUGAAGGCGAUGAUGAAAAACCCGCAGAAACUGCAGGAGAGGAAGAUCAAAAAGAGGCCGGAGAGGAAAAGAAAGAGGACGGUGGCGAGCAAGAAGAGGCGGCAAAGGAGGAGAUGGCUGUGGCGGCGGAAGAGGAAGGGAUGAAGAGGAUGAUGUAUUAUUAUCAGCCUUUAUACGUCAUCGAAAGGGUUCCUCCGCCGCAGCUUUUCAGUGACGAGAACCCUAACGCUUGUUGCAUUUCUUAGUUUGGUUUCGUAUUGUCUACGGAACAUAUAUGUAAUUAGGGGAAUUACGUAAGAAAAAUGAAGAAAACGAAAAGAAAGAAAAUAGGUAACGAUGCAGAAAAACAAAAAAAAAUGUGUAAACUAUAUAUUUUUUUAUAUACAUAUUAUUGGUGGUGGGUAUGUUUAUUUAUCGAUGGAUACCUUACGAUUUGGUAUAUACGUAAUCACAAC